AUGCGUUUCUGGGGGGUUCCAUUCGCUCAGCCGCCGGUCAAUGACCUCCGCCUACGGCAUCCUGUUCCCUACAAUAAGCGAUACAAAGCGUACCCUGCGACAUCGCAGCCUGCCAAUUGCCCUGGAUACGCCGGGUUCGACGUCGGUAUUGGUCGGUUGAGUGGGGACUGCCUCUACCUCAAUGUCGUUGUGCCUGACAAUGCUUCCUUGCAUGGGCGGUUGCCUGUGUUGGUUUGGAUCUACGGCGGCGGCGUCGCCGAUCCCAGAUACAACAUGCCCUAUAUUGUGCAGCAGUCUGCGACAAUCGGCAAACCCCUCAUCUUUGUGUUUAACAAUCCCUCUAGGAAUCUGUCCAACUAUAUAGGAUCGUAUCCUUCCUAUCAUGAGCUGUCAGAGUUCAUGUCUCGGUCUUGGGUCUCUUUUGUGCAUGAUCUGGAUCCGAACGGGCACGCGGUGGACGGUGCACCAUAUUGGCCACAAUAUGAACAGUCACAACCGCAGAAUAUCGUCUUUCGCACUGUGGACGACUUCAAUUGGAAGGGGAGCUAUAGAAUGGAUCAGCUCAAAUGGUGGAAUGCGCACUGGUCUACUUUGAGAUCUUGA
This is a messenger RNA of Aspergillus thermomutatus, 603 nucleotides long. RefSeq lists its product as uncharacterized. Lineage: Eukaryota; Fungi; Ascomycota; Eurotiomycetes; Eurotiales; Aspergillaceae. The transcript is spliced from 2 exons. The record is from RefSeq and is a predicted model, not a curated record. Bases 1 to 603 code for a protein of 200 amino acids.